This is a messenger RNA of Mesorhabditis spiculigera, 261 nucleotides long. The record is from the annotation of a GenBank genome assembly. NCBI's taxonomy places the organism in Eukaryota, Metazoa, Nematoda, Chromadorea, Rhabditida, Rhabditidae.
AUGUGGCGACCAUUAUUUGUGUGUGCGGUGUUUGCGCUGCUCCAAUUGUCGACGUGCCGAUAUCAGCGCGUCGGCUUCUACAGUAUGGAUCCGUACGAGCUGUUGAUACAGGGCGGACCCGAUGCCGGCCCACAAUCCAGACAAUUCGACGACUCUUCCUCCGGAUAUCUCAUCCCGGCGAAGCGACACUGGCGAAUGGCGCCGUCCGUCUUCUACGAACCCCAAAUGUCACCGCCAUACUAUGAUAUGCUGUUUUCCGGU